AUGGAAACGUGGGUUGAGCAAAAAAAAUGGAACAAGAUAAAGAGGAAGCUACCGAAAGGAUUUACUUGGAAAUGUCAAGCAGCCAAAAGGAAAAACAGGAAAGGAAGGGCUAUGGGAGGAAUUAUCACGGGAGUUAGGGAAGGGAUAGAGGAAGUAGGGGAAGGAGGCGAGAAAUCAGAAAUAGAUGGGAUGGUACAAAGAGUAGUCAGGCUGGAGGAUAAGACGUGGAGGAUCGCUACAGUAUAUAUAAGAGGAGAUAUGGAAGAGAAGUUAAAGAAGAUAGUGGAAAGGAUGGAAGAGGGGAACAACCUGGGGGAGUAUAUACUGCUUGGAGGAGACUUCAACGCGAGGACAGGUACCGAUGGCGGAAUGGCAGGAGAACUAGAAGAGGAGAAGGAGAGAGGUUCCAAAGACAAGAAAGUAAACAAAGAAGGAAGGAUCUUACUAAAAGUGAUGGAGGAGGAAGGAUGGGGAAUAAUGAACGGGAAAAAGCCGGGAGAUGAGGAGGGAGAGUGGACGUACUCCGGGGGCGGAGGGGAAUCAGUGAUAGACUAUGUAAUAGGUAAUAACGAGGCAUGGGGGGAAGUGAAAGAACUGAAAGUGGAGGAAAGAGUGGAGUCGGAUCACUAUCCGCUCAGAGUUAUAAUAGAAAGAGAGGAGAUUGGAGGUAUAGGAAAAAGAGGACGGAAGGAGACAAUAAAAAAGAUGGACUGGUCAGAGAAGGGAAGAAAUAUAUUCAACAAGAAGAUGGAUGAACUUCGCAUAGAAGAGAAUGAGGUAGAAACGAUGUACGAAGAGCUCGAAAAGGCAGCGAUGAAAUCAGUGCGAUGGAAAGAAAUGAAAUUGGGCAGAGGAGAGUGGGGGAGAUCAUGGUGGUGGGAUGAUGAGUGUAAGCUGAAGAAGAGUGAGGUAAGAAGAGUUUUGAGGAAGUGGAGGAAAGGAGAAAUGGAGGGCAAAGACUACAGGAAGACGAGGAAUGACUACAAGAGAUUAUGCGAGAGGAAGAAGGAAAUAGGAAGGGAGAGACUGAUGGAGGAAGCUGAGGCGGCGAAAACGGAAAAAGACGUAUGGAGUAUAGUAAAUAGGGAGAGAAGAAAGAAGAGAGGGAUAAACGAAAGCAUAAGCAUGAAGGAAUGGAAAGAGUACUUUGAGAGGUUACUGGAGGGUGACAAGGGGAAUAUAAGGCGAAGCACAACAGAGGAGAGAGAGAUAACGGAAGGAGAAAAGAUAGAGAGACUAGAAAUUAGUCAAAUAAUAAGAGGACUGAAAAAAGGAAAAGCGGCAGGAAGGGAUGGAUUGGUGAACGAAAUGUGGAUCUUUGGGGGAGAAAGAACAGAGGAAGUGAGUGAUAUGGAGGAUUUGUGA
Molecule: messenger RNA, 1365 nt
Organism: Cyphomyrmex costatus
Lineage: Eukaryota; Metazoa; Arthropoda; Insecta; Hymenoptera; Formicidae
Exons: 1
Coding region: 1-1365 (454 amino acids)
Molecular function (GO): catalytic activity
Source: RefSeq, a predicted model, not a curated record